UCAUUGAACGAACAACGGAAAAUACAGCUGAACCACACGAAAUGUUACCUACAACUAUUCUCUUGGGAGUUGUUCUAAUUUACAGAAGUGUUAUUCUCGUCACAAGUCAGGAUUGUAUCGAUCGAUCUCUUUCCGCCAGAAUGGAAGACUGCUGUCUGAUGCCUAAGCCGUUUCCACGGAACGUUCUGUUCGCUUGUAGUCGCAAAAUAAGGCAGCUUUCAUCAGCUUCUCCAGCCGUUUUGCAUUGGUGUAAAAUGGAAUGCUACUACAAGGAGUUGGGAAUUUUGGCUGACGAUAACAUACUCAACAUGGAUCGCAUAAGGCAAUUUCUGGAAAAAAUGGAUGAACGUGUGCAAACGACAUACGAAACUGCUUAUAGGACCUGCGAAGAAUCGCUUUUGAAAAAAAAGGAUAACGUCCUUAAAGCAAUGUGUGGCUCAUAUCCUGCUCUUAUGGAGGAUUGUGUGAAAAAAAUCGUAGACGAACGUUGCAAGGAUGAUAGUGUGAAGGAUUACUUCUUCGAAAGUGUACUUUGCAAUCAAGUUAGAGCGGGACAAACACUUUGCCCUACUUAAUGAUUGUGUAUUUGGAUAAUCAAUUCAGAGAGCGCUCCACAAUACAAGAAACUUUAACAAUUGUAUUCGUGUGCAUCUAAAAGGUGUCCACAUAAAAUUCCUCGACUAACUUAAAACUUCUAGUAUGUUUAAUAAAAUUCCCUACGAGGGUGUUCUUAGA
Molecule: messenger RNA, 735 nt
Organism: Armigeres subalbatus
Lineage: Eukaryota; Metazoa; Arthropoda; Insecta; Diptera; Culicidae
Exons: 3
Coding region: 42-575 (177 amino acids)
Molecular function (GO): odorant binding
Source: RefSeq, a predicted model, not a curated record